This is a messenger RNA of Mauremys reevesii (Reeves's turtle), 1648 nucleotides long. RefSeq lists its product as uncharacterized. The transcript has 7 exons. Lineage: Eukaryota; Metazoa; Chordata; Testudines; Geoemydidae. Bases 65 to 1648 code for a protein of 527 amino acids. The record is from RefSeq and is a predicted model, not a curated record.
CACAGCAGCAGCAGGGAGUGUAGCAUCUCCAUCCCCAGUGCGCGUCCAGACCGUCCUUCCCAGCAUGUUUGACGCUGGAGUGGGGAUCCUGCAGAGCUGGUUCUGUGCCUGCUGGGACAGCUCCUGGGUGAUAUACACCUGCGUCCUUCUGGUCCUGUUCAUCUGGGUGGCCAUGGCGAUGCAGCACAGCUUCUCCUGGAGAAGCAGGAUGGCUCUUCGGAGGAAGAGGACACACCGAAAGAAAAAGCAGAAACCGAAAGCUUUUGGGUGCUGUGAGGAAGAGCUGGAGGAGGCUGGUGCAUCCCUAGAGACAUGGCCGAGUGUGUCGACAUCUGCCACGAGCCAGUUCUCCUACUCCUCUAGGGAAUCCACCACCUCUCCCCUCUGGAGUCCCAGCUUCUUUUCCCUGAGAGAAGCCGCCAUGAUUCAGUCAGAGCCCCUCUGCCACACGGGGGAGAUCAUGCCUGUCGGGGGCUGGGAAGGAUCCGCUCAUCCCAUCCAAGCCCAGCCUCUCACCAGGCCUCCUGCCCACAGCAGACGAGACCGGCGAGAGCAGACCAUGGGUCUGGACCAGACGUCAGUCCGUGGCUUAGACUUCAACAUCCGCCAGAAGCAUCUGCAGAGUCAACUGGGGGCUCCUACCCCAUACACAGAGUCUCUUGCCAAGACGAUCCCUAACGUCCCUGCUCUGCGCCCACCGGACAGAGACCCCAGGGGGAAGUUCAACAUGAGCAGGGUCCCUUUCCUAAGCUGUGAAGUCCUGGAGGAACUGGACUGUCACGUGCACACAAAGAGACUCCAGCAUGAGCAGGGCUUACCCCUCACCCCCGAGAAACCCCACACAGCUCUUCUGCCUCCAGCUCCACAAACCCCCAUCCCGGGGGAGCCAUUGCUGGGUGAGCGGGACACCAAGCAGCAAUUGAUAUUAGACACAGAUCAGCCCAAAUGUGGAUUUCCAGCAAAGGUCCCUGAGCCCCUCAGAUCCAACACCAGCCCUCAGCGUGCACAGGCGAUCCAGGAGCCAUGUGUCUGCCCCUCUGGACCCCUGCCUCAAAGGGCCCACAGGAUCAUGGCAUCCCCUGAUGCCAUCCUGGCCAGGCUUGUGCCCACGGUGGUGGUCAAGCUGCAGGAACACAUUGCUCAGAAAUGCUCAGAGAUCCAAAUGGAGGCGUUCCCAAAGAUGGUGAGAGAGUCGCACAGAGAUGCUCCCCUCGUGAAAGAGACGGCAAUAGCAGAGAAGACGCUCACAGCCACACUCCACCACUAUAGGAGCGAGUUGAGAAAGCCCCUUACCAGUGUGAGCGGCACCAAAGGGACUGAAGAGAAGCUGGAGCUGCACAUGGAGAGGAAGUUUCUCUUGGGAGAAGGCUCUUGUCUGGGGCCAGGGGCACAGGCAGGUGAGGGCAGGGCUGCACACGACCUGCAGCUGAAGCACCUGAUGGAAAUGUUGAGCAGCUCACGCCCCUUGGUGGCCCAGGUCUCAGUCUGCCAGCAGUGCCGUAAGACAUAUCCAGGAAAGAUGAACGAGGAGGAAGGCGAAUGCAGCUCGGGGGAGUCACCGGAGGACAAGGUGAAUGGAAAAUACAUCACUCAGGGAGAUGCCUGUGAGAUCCAGAAAGAGAAGAACACAGCUGUCAUAACCCCUUGA